Messenger RNA from Rhinichthys klamathensis goyatoka, 481 nucleotides. It is a transcript of the gene ccl27a, whose product is annotated as chemokine (C-C motif) ligand 27a. Gene Ontology annotation, cellular component: extracellular region. Gene Ontology annotation, molecular function: chemokine activity. The record is from RefSeq and is a predicted model, not a curated record. Gene Ontology annotation, biological process: immune response. Lineage: Eukaryota; Metazoa; Chordata; Actinopteri; Cypriniformes; Leuciscidae. The coding region runs from base 131 to 457 and encodes 108 amino acids. The transcript has 3 exons.
CAGGGGAAUGUUUCAUAUAAAAGAUAUUUCAUAAUGGAUUUGUAUAGAGUGUUUUCUUUGGUGUGAUGUAUGAGUUCAGACAGGCCAGGUGAUGAUGCGGGCGGAACAGGACUUGCGUAAGUGUGUUUAAAUGAUCUUUCUGUCUUCAUUCACUGUCACUGAUGUUUCCACGAUGGAGCUGAAAGCCACUUCUCUCCUUCUGCUCACGUGUGUCGCCAUCAUCAUCCUCACCGAAGCUAGUACCAAUGCCAUUCCCACAUGCUGUCUGGCUGUGACCGGGAAAAUCCCACGGCAGAAACUGCAUCAUGUCAAGAGAUACGACACACAGAGCAGAUCUGGCCGCUGUGAGAUCGAUGCACUGAUAUUACACAUCGGAAAAAGAAAGAUCUGUGCUCAUCCCAAACUGAGGAAAGUCUUGGACAAGAUCAUGAAGAAUCGCAAACACAAGCGACCUUGAAUAAUCGAGGAUCGUCUCUAUAAU